UUCAAUGUGGGGGGUAGGGACAUCCCAAGGAUUCCGAAUAGCAAGGUGCCUUUACACAAGGGACCAUCGUGUACAAGUUACAACACUGCCAUCUAGUGGCCAAUUGAAUAACAGUUGAACCGUUUCAAAACAUUCCGAAACGUGUCGACUUGCUUGAACAUACCACGGAAGUGUGACACAAACGUUGAGCGGUAUGUCCAGUCAACCAGUUUAUUUAGUGAGCAUUUUAAUUUUAAAACGCUGUGUUUAUUUUUACUGCUAAGGGAUAGCCAACGUCUUAAAACAGACGCCGUUAAAGUGAAAUAUGCCUCGGAGAAAGAGGAAUGCUGGGAGCAGCUCCGAGGGCACUGAGGAUUCAGACUUCUCUGCUGACCAUGAGCACACAGACAGAAUCGAGACCUAUGGGAGAACACGGAGGAACACGCGCCUCACCCGGGCAUCGCUGCGACUCAGCCAAAGUUCUCAAGAUUCCAGCCCUGUCCAGAUCAGCCCAGCAGAGGUGGUGACCUUCUCUGCCCGGCGUGUGACCCGUAGCCGUAGUCUGCAGCAAGGGUCGCCGGUCACCCCCAAGAAAUACCCUCUGCGCCAGAGUCGCUCUUCGGGGUCGGACACGGAGCAGCAUGUGGAAGACCUGAAGCGAGCAGCAGACCAGGACGAGUCUCCGCCCCGCACCCCAACAGGGAACGCCCUCUCAUCGGAGUCGGACAUUGACGUGUCCAGCCCUAACGCCUCUCCUGACGAGUCCCUGGCCAAGGAGCUGUCACUCAAAGACUCUGGCAGCGACCUCUCCCACAGGCCCAAGCGCCGCCGCUUCCACGAGAGCUACAACUUCAACAUGAAGUGCCCCACACCAGGCUGCAACUCCCUGGGCCAUUUGACAGGGAAACAUGAGAGACACUUCUCAAUAUCUGGCUGCCCUCUCUUCCACAACCUCUCUGUAGAUGAAUGCAAGACGAGGGCCUCCUCUCGUGACAAACAGGUGGAGGAGCGGACGUUGUCCCACCGGCAGGAUGAGAACAGACACGCUACCCGUCACCAGGCCCCAACGGAGAGACAGAUGAGGUACAAGGAGAAGGUGACGGAAAUGAGGAAGAAGAGGAACUCGGGUCUGCUAAAAGAGCAGAAAGACCAGUACAUGGAUCACCGGCAGUCCCACGGCAACAACCGAGAGCCCCUCCUGGAGAACAUCACAAGUGAUUACGACCUGGAGCUCUUUCGAAAAGCCCAGGCACGUGCUUCGGAGGAUCUUGAGAAGCUGCAGGGCCAGGUGGCGGAGGGCAGCAACAUGAUCAAGACCAUUGUGUUUGGCCGCUACGAGCUGGACACCUGGUACCACUCGCCCUACCCCGAGGAGUACGCCCGCCUGGGACGCCUCUACAUGUGUGAGUUCUGCCUCAAGUACAUGAAGAGUCUGACCAUCCUGCGCCGGCACAUGGCCAAGUGUGUCUGGAAACACCCACCAGGGGAUGAGAUCUAUCGAAAGGGAAACAUCUCCGUCUUUGAGGUGGACGGUAAAAAGAACAAGAUCUACUGCCAAAACCUGUGCCUUCUGGCUAAGCUCUUCCUGGACCACAAGACCCUAUACUACGACGUGGAGCCCUUCCUCUUCUACGUAAUGACAGAGGCUGACAACACCGGCUGCCAUCUUGUUGGCUACUUCUCAAAGGAGAAGAACUCGUUCCUAAACUACAAUGUCUCCUGUAUCCUCACCAUGCCACAGUACAUGAGGCAGGGCUACGGAAAGAUGCUGAUUGACUUCAGUUACUUACUGUCUAAAGUGGAGGAGAAGGUGGGCUCUCCAGAGCGGCCCCUCUCAGACCUGGGCCUAAUCAGCUACAGGUCCUACUGGAAGGAGGUGCUGCUGCGCUACCUCAACCAGUUCCAGGGGAAGGAGAUCUCCAUCAAGGAGAUCAGCCAGGAGACAGCCGUCAACCCAGUGGACAUCGUCAGCACCCUGCAGUCCCUCCAGAUGCUCAAGUACUGGAAAGGGAAGCACCUGGUCUUGAAGAGACAGGACCUAAUCGACGACUGGAAAGCCAAGGAGACCAAGCGUGGCAGCAGCAAGACUAUUGAACCCACUGCCUUAAAGUGGACCCCACCUAAAGGAACAUAGGACACUUCUUCCCCCUACACCAUACCACGCCAACUCUCCAACACAAUGACCUGGGUUCAAAGCUCACUAUCAGAAUAGUUUACUUCAAACAACUUUUUGAUCAGUAUUAUUGAGAGUCCUAACCAGGCUUAAGUAGUAGAUCAUAAUAUCAAGAAGAAUACUAAUAGUGGGUUGCUUGAAACCAGACCCUAGCUUUCCUCACACGACUUCUCAGUAGAACCGUGUUAACCUAGUGAGCCACAACACAACAAUGUAUCCAUGUGUCUUGAUUGUCUUUAGUGUUUCUGUUUGGUUUUGGCUUUAUUUUUUUAUUAUUUUUUAUUAUUAUUAUUAUUUUUUUUACUUCUGUUUGGUUUUACCACUGUUUUAAGCUGUUUUGGCUAAUGUCCUUUUUUAAGCUAUUUUAAAUUUGGCUUCCUGAAAGAUUGCCUCUUCCCCUUCUCUCCAGUGUGCACUCUUUCAAGUAUUUAAAAGCCUCGGACUGGUGAAAACGUUGGCUGGAGGAAGUUCCUUUCCCCAAUCCAUUCCUUUUAAAUCCAUGAGGGAGAGUGCACAAGUAAACAUUUUGGGAGAGAAGAAAAAAGAACAGAACUGGAAUUUGCAGUCAGGCUUUGUCUAAGGCCAAAGUACGAAUUUGAUGUCAAGUUCAAGUCAUGCUGUCAAUAUAUUUAAAUGAUAGAUAGAAGAUUUUAUGGUACAGGUUUGGCAAGACAAAGUAUAUUUGAAGAAAGUUUUUAAAAUGUGCAGGACUGGUUUCCUAGCCGUACUGAGAACUAGAUUUGAACGUGUCAUUAGAAGAGAUUUUCUCGAACAUGUUGCAGAGGAACAAUGCAUGUAGUACCCAACAAUAGAGACUAUUUGUUUUGCAUUGUGGUCAACCCAUUUUAUGUCCGUUUAUGUGUAUAAGGAUAAAAUAAUGGAUUUUUUUUCACCAACAUUUUGAAUUGCUGCAAAUGUUACUGACUGCUAGACUGAUUGUGCAUAUACAUUGGAUGAAACCAGAAAUUACCUCCAUCUGCUGUGUGUGUGUGUAUAUAAAGAUUUUGAGUUUCCACAGCAACGUAUGGCCCUCAUCUCAAGAAUUUCUAGCCACAAUAGGGCAAUAAAUAUAUAAAGUGCACAUCUUUAUAGUUGCAGAAGAAAUGGCCUUUACUGACCAUAUGUCAAAGUGAACUCUUUAUUAACAUCGUAAAGGAUUCACAAACUUCCCUGUCAUUCUGAAACCGUGUUAAUCCUUGUGUAGAGUUUUUAUUCAGUUGUGUUUCUGGGUUGUUUUUGUUUUUCUUGUGUAUUUAAAAAAAAUAAGCUAUUUGAUCUGUGCAUUUGUAUGUCAUGGGGGAGUAACAAAACAAGCUCAAUCUGAGAGGAGGUAUUUCUUCAAGGCUGCCAAAUAGACUGUAUAUUUCACUGGAUCCAGGUUUGAAUUAAGAAAGUAAUUCUCCAAUAAUAUGGCAUUUAUGAUUAUUUUCAGAAUAUAAGCACUCGUGUUGAACUUUUGGAUUUCCAAUUUAAAUUGCAUGUUAAAAUAGUUUUGGGCCAGUCAAGCUUCAUUCAUUCCUUCUGCUUUUGAAUGUUAAGUGAAAGGCCUUGAAAUAUACCUGCCCAUCAGAUUGUUUACUUCCUUAUUUUGACUCUCUAAAACUAGAUUGUACACUGUCCACUAUAUUUUGUGGUAUGAUUUAGUUGCAAAGUUCAUGGUUCUUCAAAGAGUCUAUAAUAUCAGCAUCUUUGGCAUGAAUAGAUGCUAACUUGGCCUAACAUCACACAGAGGUAUUAUAGCAGGUCAACUUGCAGCUCAUUUCACUGUAUAUUUUAUUGGAACCUGAGAACACUGCUACAACAGGUCAACUGUUAAUUUCCCACAAACAAUUAUCUUCCUUUACCUCUGCCUUUCAUAUUUUGCCUCCCAACAUGUUGCUGUGGUCUGUGUUGUCUUGAUGCUUCCUCCUGUGCCUGUCAUGGCAGCUAUAGAAAGCAACUCCAGAACAGCUCGGUUUACCUGAAACCAGUGUGCGUGGUCAUAAUGUUCACCUUCAUACAAGCAGUUGUUCUUCAAUAAGCUAUCAAAAGAGCAGUAGACCACUGUAGCUACACAGCAGUACCUCUGUACAGCAUUAAUAUGUAGAUAAGUUGUGUGCACCUGCUUUUGUACUUGCUUCCUCUCCAAUAAAUCUGAACUCCAAAA
Messenger RNA from Oncorhynchus mykiss (rainbow trout), 4298 nucleotides. RefSeq names its product histone acetyltransferase KAT7. Gene Ontology annotation, cellular component: histone H3-K14 acetyltransferase complex; nucleus; chromatin. Gene Ontology annotation, molecular function: chromatin binding; histone H4 acetyltransferase activity; transcription coregulator activity. The record is from RefSeq and is a predicted model, not a curated record. Gene Ontology annotation, biological process: regulation of transcription by RNA polymerase II. Lineage: Eukaryota; Metazoa; Chordata; Actinopteri; Salmoniformes; Salmonidae.